AUGGCGGAGGGUUCCGAGGAGGAAGAUGAAGACGCUGCCACUUUACAUGUUCAACAACUCAGUGGCACAAAGAACAUGGUGCGCGUGCCCAAGACCAUGACAAUCAGAGUCCUGAAGACGCGCCUGGCGCGAAUUUGCGGCUCGCCACCUUACGCACAGAUGCUGCUUCAAGGUCACGCAAUACUUGAGGAUGACCGAAUCAUCCAAGAGAUUUGCCAAGCGGAUGAAGCAGAGUUGCAGCUGAUUUGCCAGCCAUGCAAGACUGAAUCAGGGCAUCAGCUCAUUGAAUGUGUGAGGAUGAAUGACCUCGUGGCACUGGGCACAUGGCUGCGCUGGCCCAUGCACCCGGACGCUGCACGCCCCAGCGAUGGCCUCACUGCCCUGCUGGCCUCAGCGCUGCUUGGUGGAGCAGUGUGGCUCACGAAAUUGCGGAUAGAAGCAACUUAG
Messenger RNA from Durusdinium trenchii, 447 nucleotides. NCBI's taxonomy places the organism in Eukaryota, Dinophyceae, Suessiales, Symbiodiniaceae. The record is from the annotation of a GenBank genome assembly.